AUGGAUAACAUGGUCGUCCAGUGGUUUGUCAUCGUCAUGGGUCUUCACUUCGUUUUUGGCAAAUGCGACAAUUUCUGGCGGACGAUGAUCACAAGCGUCAUCUUCGUCCUCCCGCAGAUCGUCGGCGUGCCACUUGUACUCUCGUACGACACGUAUUUCUUCGAGCUCGCCGGGUUCGCGGCAACGAAGGCAUUCGACCUUAGCAUCGGCAUUACUGCUCUUGGCAUCUUCGGCAACUUCGUCACGUUCUACACAGUGAACCACCUCGGCCGACGGACACUCUUCAACUGGGGUACCUACGGCUUCGCAGUCAUAUGUCUCCUCAUUGGCUUCCUGACGAUACCCAAGACGCAAAGCGCACGUUGGGCCGUCGCUGUCUUUACUGUACUCUGGAACUUCGUUGGCCCAAUCGGAUACGUCAUCCUCGCCGAAGCCCCCUCCGAGAAGCUCCGCACAAAGACGAUCGGCAUGGCCAACGUCUCCCAGGCUCUCGCUGGUCUGCUCUCGGGCAUCAUCACGCCCUACCUGAUCAAUCCAGACGAGGGCAACCUCGGCGGAUACGCCGGCUUCUUCUACGGCGGGCUCACUGUCUUCGCGUCUGUCUGGGUAUGGUAG
Messenger RNA from Coniophora puteana RWD-64-598 SS2, 615 nucleotides. RefSeq lists its product as uncharacterized. The record is from RefSeq and is a predicted model, not a curated record. Gene Ontology annotation, molecular function: carbohydrate:proton symporter activity. Gene Ontology annotation, biological process: carbohydrate transport; transmembrane transport. Gene Ontology annotation, cellular component: membrane. The transcript is spliced from 6 exons. NCBI's taxonomy places the organism in Eukaryota, Fungi, Basidiomycota, Agaricomycetes, Boletales, Coniophoraceae. The coding region runs from base 1 to 615 and encodes 204 amino acids.